Messenger RNA from Alnus glutinosa, 919 nucleotides. Its product is annotated as pectinesterase 2-like. Gene Ontology annotation, molecular function: pectinesterase activity; pectinesterase inhibitor activity. Bases 3 to 815 code for a protein of 270 amino acids. NCBI's taxonomy places the organism in Eukaryota, Viridiplantae, Streptophyta, Magnoliopsida, Fagales, Betulaceae. The transcript has 2 exons. Gene Ontology annotation, biological process: cell wall modification. The record is from RefSeq and is a predicted model, not a curated record.
AGAUGGCAAAGAAGCUAACAAGCUCUACGAAAGAAUUAGUGAUUGCUCUCAGUAUCUUACUUGCAAUUACAUGGACAUCACAUGGUGACAAAAUGCCAGACUUUGAUUUGGUUGUAGCACAAGACCGAUCGGGGAUACAUGCUGACGGCUUUGUUGCAAAAUUCAUAAGUUUUGAAAACACAGCUGGAGCAGAGAAUAUGCAGGCAGUAGCAUUAGCAAGUGAAUCCAGCUACUCAGCCUAUUACAGAUGUAGGUUCAUUGGAUUUCAAGACACGCUUUAUGCCAAAAGAGAAAUCCAAUUUUUCAGAGAGUGUGAAAUCUACGGAACAGUAGAUUUCAUAUUUGGGGAUGCAAGAGUUGUAUUUCAGAACUGUAAAAUCCUUGCCCGCAAGCCUCUUCCUGGGCAGUCAAACACAAUAACAGCCCAAGGAAGAGAAAGCACUGAAAGCAUUGGUGGGUUUGUAAUUCACAACUGCACGUUAACUGCAGCGCCUGACCUCCUUACUUCAAACUAUCCAGUCAAAACAUACCUGGGUCGGCCAUGGAAAGACUACUCAAGGACAGUAAUCAUGGAAAGCUUCCUUGAUGUUCUUAUUGAUGCACAAGGCUGGUUGGAAUGGGAAGGCAAGCCAACACGAUCAAACACCUUAUAUUAUGUGGAGUACAAUAAUCAAGGGCCUAGUGCAGACACAUAUAAUAGAGUAAAUUGGACAGGUUACAGGGUUAUUUCUAGCCCUAUGGAGGCUAUUGCGUUUACGGUGCGAACAUUUAUCAGUGGAGAUACAUGGAUUCCAUCCACAGAAGUUCCAUAUUAACCUGAUUUGAUCGAAAGCCCACUAUUUAUUAUCAGUCUUGCAAACCAGCGUCUCGCAAAGAAUAAUCUAGUGAUUAUGUUAAUUUUCAGCUUUUUCAUAAUGUU